UUUUUCUCACUGACACAUGUGCUGUUCCAGGUUUUUACAGCUAGAAGAAGUUGGCUCCGGUGGCUGGAGCUAUCCUAGUGAUUCGACCAAGGAUCUGGUGCUCCUACUGAGACAUUCUCUGCGGCUGCAGGCUGUGCAUCAGAAAGACAGGAGAGGGUCUGCACCUGCACAGCUACCAAGAGUGACAUCCACUCAUCCAGCAUAAAAUCCCUGACCCUUCGCUUUCCUGAGCUGCUUCCAAGGGAACCAGCUUGGCUUCUGCCCUGCCGUGUAGCCAUGGAGCCAGAAAGAGGCCUGAUCGCAUAUGAAGGGCCGCCUCCAGACUCGACGGACCUGCUGUCGAGCGCGUGGUGCAGCUCGGCUAUCCAAGUUCUUGACACAGGAGGACACAAGGAGUGCUCGAUGGCCCUGGUGGAGCAUCCGGUCAUGGCGCUUGGCAACGACAGGAACGACGUGUUGGCAAAGAGCGACCGUAGCUUGGUGGUUGACAACAGCAGCUUCAGCACGGCCCAGUGGAAAUAUGACGAUCUGAAGUCGUGGAUAUGGCUGCAGAAGGCAAUUCAUCCCGAACUGGACUAUGAUCUCUGCCUCAAGAAGAAAUGGCUCCCGCGCAAGAUGACGGCGUGGAACGGGAUCUCGCUCAAGAAGUGGGUCAAGGAGCGGAAGCAGAAGCGCAAGGAGGAGGCGCGCCUGCAGCGGGCCGAGGUCCACGCCGCCGUGUCCGUGGCCGGCGUGGCGGCCGCGCUCGCCGCCAUCGCCGCCGAGAACGCCGCGCCGCGCCGCGCGCCCGGGAUGAGGGAGACGGCGCUGGCGUCCGCGGCCGCCCUGGUCGCGGCGCAGUGCGCCAGGGUGGCCGAGGCCGCGGGCGCCUCGCGCGACCAGGUCGCGGCGGCCGUCGACGCCGCCAGGGCCUCCACGGACGACAGCAGCGUCAUCACGCUCACCGCGGCCGCCGCCACCUCACUGCGUGGCGCUGCGACGCUGAGAGGACGGCGCAGCGGCAGCGGCGGGCACGGCCAGAACGAGAGGGCGGAGCACGCGGGGCCGGCUCUGUCUCAGGACGACCUCGACUUCGACUUCAACCACGCGAGGUCCAGGGCGGCGCUGGCCAAGGGCGACGAGAUGUUCGUCGCGAUGCCGGACGGGAAGUGGAAGCUCCACACGGUGUCGGCGGCGUCGAACAAGCGCGGCGAGAUCGUGCUGCGGAUCAAGAAGACGAACCUCGUCAUGGCCUUCUCCCACGCAAAAGAAAGCGUGAUCCACGACGUGCAGCCGUGCUCCCCGGAGAAGCCGAGCCCCCACGAGGGCGCGACAUACCCAGUGGAGGUCUCCACGAACAAGGGCAAGGUGGAGCUCCGCACGGACGACUACGGCGUCUACAAGCGGUGGGUUGCGACGCUGAGCCACAUGCUCGUGAUGUCCACCGCCGUCUCCGUCUCCACCAGGCACGAGCCGGCGCGCCGGGACUGACCCACCGGUGCGGCUCUUCCCUCGAAGCAAUGGACCGACCCCACCCAUCACGACGUAAACGAAAACGUUGAUCUGUGUCGAUCCCAUGUGUAUUUAGUACUACUACUGCCCAUGAACUGUAUGAGUAGCAGUAUCAGCACUGCAAGCUGCAACCAAAGAUUCAGAUACUGUUUAAAAUUCUGUAAAUUCGCAUCGUUUUCCUCA
This is a messenger RNA of Zea mays, 1674 nucleotides long. RefSeq lists its product as uncharacterized. The record is from RefSeq and is marked validated. NCBI's taxonomy places the organism in Eukaryota, Viridiplantae, Streptophyta, Magnoliopsida, Poales, Poaceae. The transcript has 7 exons. Bases 277 to 1470 code for a protein of 397 amino acids.